AUGGACACUUUCACAGACAACGAAUUCCGCAGGCGAUUUCGACUAUCAAAAAACACGGUACAAUACUUGUAUACGUUAAUUGGAGAUGGAUUGGAGCCAUUGGUAACACGAACUGGAUUUACCUUAAGUGGAUUAGAUAAAAUUUUAAUCACUUUAAGAUACUACGCAAGUGCCAGCUAUAAUCUUGUGACUGCUGAUUUUUAUGGUGUAAGCGAAACAUCCGUACGUAAUAUUAUACCAGUAGUGAGCGACAAAAUUGCAGCGCUUCGAGAAAGAUUUAUUAGAAUGCCGACUGAUGAUCUUGAAAUCGACGAAACAAAACGUGCAUUCUUUCGAGUUGCAGGAAUGCCAACGAUUAUAGGUGCAAUCGAUGGUACAUUGGUAAAAAUUCAAGAAGUUGGCGGCGCCUACAAUAAGACAAUGUUUUUUUGUAGAAAACAAUUUUAUGCCAUAAAUACCCAGAUUGUAUGCGACGCCAAUGCCAAAGUGUUAGAUAUUGUUGCCAGAUGGCCGGGCAGUAUACACGAUGAGACUAUUUUUUUAAAUUCACUUUUAUUUGAACGAUUUCUAAAUGGCGAAUUUAAUCGUCAAAAUAGACAAUCAAUUCUACUGGGUGAUGGAGGCUACAGUUCAGAAACCUUUUUGGCAACUCCAUUGCGAGAAACGAAUCAACAAAACAGAACACCUGCCGAGGUAAUGUAUCAACGUGCACAUAUCGCGACAAGAAAUGUAGUGGAAAGAUUCAAUGGACAGUGGAAGAAGAGAUUUCCCUGCCUAUGGAUCGGCAUGCGAUUUCGGAAGCUCGAAACCACAUUAGAUGUAAUUGUCGCUACGGCGGUACUUCACAAUAUUUGUAAAAUUACAAAUGACAUUAUAAUUCCCCCGUUAUCCCGAGAUGAAGAGGCUAGGUACAACGAGGCAGUUUAUGAAGAGACCCAAAUUCGCAAUGCACAACAUCCAGCACGCAGAGCACCUCACACAAUAUCGAAUUUGGUACUGAAACAAUAUUUUGAACGUAUAGCUGGUGACAAUUAA
Molecule: messenger RNA, 1035 nt
Organism: Contarinia nasturtii (swede midge)
Lineage: Eukaryota; Metazoa; Arthropoda; Insecta; Diptera; Cecidomyiidae
Product: putative nuclease HARBI1
Exons: 1
Coding region: 1-1035 (344 amino acids)
Source: RefSeq, a predicted model, not a curated record